UAUAAUGAUAGGUUGUGUAGUGUACCACUGCCAUCUAGUGGCAGAAGUUAAUAUCAGCUUUACUUACACAGAUAGUUUAUACAGACAGGAAGUGACCUUUGUUCCAGGAAGCUCUUCCACCAUCUUGAGGUCAUUCUUCCACUGGGCAGGCAGCAUGUAUCUAUCUCUCCCAUGAGGUUUGGGACAUCAUCACCUUUUCACAGACUAAAAUAAAGUUGGAGUCCUCUGGUGGACAAUACAAGCAUGGGCUUCUGUUUACUGGAGUCUCUAACAAGUGUUUAGCUGUCCGUUUAGAACCACACAUAGUCAGUGUUUUGAGAGCGGAACAGUGAAAAGGUGAUAGCACAACAAGCCUGGAGAUAGUAGUUGCUGCACAGACAGAAUGAGUCUAAGAUCAGGAAGUCAGUAUAAUGCUGAAGAUCAGCUACCCGGGACACAUCAAGGCAGGGAGAGCGCGCCAAGUGUCCAGCAGGAUGAUGUACGCUCACGCUCAUCUAGAUCAGCAAGGUCCAGUCAGAUUUCAUCAGCAAGUGCCCUUUUUGCCAGGGCUCGCGCCAAAGCAGAGGCUGCUCGCGUUCAGCUAGAAUUUGCUGAGAAAGAGGCUGCCAUUAUGAAGGAAAGAUCUGAGAAAGAGGCUGCCAUUAUGAAGGAAAGAUCAGAGAAAGAGGCUGCCAUUAUGAAGGAAAGAUCAGAGAAAGAGGCUGCCAUUAUGAAGGAAAGAUCAGAGAAAGAGGCUGCCAUUAUAAAAGAAAAAACCGAACAGGAAGCAAAGUUGCAUAUUCUUCAACGUCAGUGUGCAGCCGCUGCUGCAGCAGCAGAAGCAGCAGCUUAUGCGGAUAUUGAGCGGUCUGGAAUGGAAUCUAUCCACGAAGGCCCAGAUGUGCCCGAGAAACCGCUUUCCUCUGCAGAACGCACUAGGGCGUAUGUCCAAGAUAUUUCAAGUGGCAGCUCAACAAUACCGUUUCUCAAUCCAAAGUCAGCUGAAUUUAAACCAAAACCAUCAGUACUCCUGAGCGCACAAAAACAAACCCAUGAGGCUGGCAGUACCAGAGUGAUAAAAGAAGAAUCCUCACCGCAGCAACCCAAACACCAGAGCAUGCAAGACGUCACUAAAUAUCUUAUCCGUAAAGAAAUGGUUAAUACAGGCUUCCUCAAGUUUGAUGACUGCCCAGAAAAUUACUGGGCAUGGAAGGCUUCUUUUCUGAAUGCAGUCAAAGACUUGGACUUAACAGCAGCUGAGACGCUAGACCUGAUGGUAAAGUGGCUUGGGUCUGAGUCUGCAGAGCAUGCAAGAAGGAUGCGCAGGAUACACCUAUUUAACCCUUCAGUAGGACUCGAUAUGGCCUGGCAAAGGCUAGAAGAAAGAUAUGGAUCACCAGAGGCAAUUGAAGGUGCUCUGAUGAAAAGACUGGAGUCUUUCCCUAAGCUAAACAGCAAAGACAAUUUAAAACUGCAAGAGCUGGGUGAUAUUCUUUGGGAAGUCCAGUGUGCCAAAGAAGAAGGUUAUUUAAGGGGACUUGCACAUUUAGAUACUGCCAACGGUACUAAGCCUAUAGUAGAGAAACUACCUCACCACCUGCAAGAGAAAUGGGUGAGUGUUGGAGCUAAAUACAAAGAAGAACAUGGUGUCCCCUUCCCCCCUUUCUUUGUGUUUUCUAGGUUUGUACAGCAGCAAGCUAAGAUGAGGUGCGAUCCCAGUUUUUCCUUCAUCACCAGCAGCCAACUGCCUAAGGCAGAAAAGCCACCUAGAUCCUACAAUAGGACUUCAGUGAUCACCCACAAGACAACAGUUCCCUCUGAGGACCCAGGAGAUUCAAGCAGCUACAAGGUAAACACCUUUGAAGGCCCUGACAGACUUUGCCCACUUCAUAAAAAGCCCCAUCCUCUAAACAAGUGCAAAGGGUUCAAAAGUAAACCUAUCAAGGAAAGGUUAGCCUUUCUUAGACAAAACGGCAUAUGCUUCAAGUGUUGUGAAUCCACCAAACAUAUAGCUAAAGACUGCAAAAUACAAGCAAAUUGCUCAGAAUGUGGCAGUGACAGACACAUCUCAGCUCUGCACCCCAAUACUUUGCAUCAACCAUUAGAGGUCACUGAAACCCCAAAAGAUGAGGGCAGGGAGCAAAAAGAUAAAUCAGCUAUCCCAGUAAUGUCCAAAUGCACUGAAAUCUGUGGUGACAGUACAAAUCCACGCUCAUGUUCCAAGAUCUGCCUAGCAACAGUGUACCCCACAGGGAAAAGAGAAAAGGCAGUAAAGAUGUAUGUGGUUCUGGAUGAACAAAGUAACAGGUCGCUGGCAAGGUCAGACUUUUUUGAUGCCUUCAACAUUACAUCAAGGGCAGUUCCAUACACCCUAAAGACAUGUGCAGGAGUGAUAGAAACUUCAGGGAGAAGAGCUACUGACUUUACUAUUGAGUCUCUUGACAAGAGGAUCCAUCUCUCACUUCCCACUUUGAUAGAGUGUGAUAUGAUACCAGAUGAUAAAUCAGAGAUCCCUACACCAGAAGUGGCCCUUCAUCAUCCUCAUCUUAAUGCAAUAUCUCACCUUAUUCCAGCUGUCCAGACAGACGUCUCUAUUCUUCUACUUCUUGGAAGAGACAUUCUACAGGUGCAUAAGGUACGCCAACAAAUUAAUGGACCAUUUAAUGCCCCCUAUGCGCAAAGACUUGACUUGGGGUGGGUUAUAGUAGGAGAAGUUUGUUUGGGAGCAGCUCAUCGGCCUGACAGUGUCAACACUUCUAAGACAUCUGUGUUAACAAAUGGACGCACGUCCCUUCUCAGUCCAUGCCAAAACAGCUUUGUUGUUAAAGAAACCCUAAAACCAUACUGUGGCUCUCCUUCCAGUUAUGAUAGGAAUAUUAGUAGUGGUCUGAAGACCGACAAUUUAGGGAACUCAGUGUUCCAGAAGACAAAAGAUGAUGACAAACAAGCAAUGUCCAUAGAUGAUCAAACCUUUCUCCACAUCAUGGAUAAAGAGACUUUCCAAGAUAAGAACAACAAUUGGGUAGCCCCUUUACCUUUUCGCAAACCAAGGUGUUAUUUACCUAGUAACAGAGAGCAAGCCAUGAAGCGCUUAAACACACUACGCAAAACUUUGCAAAGAAAGCCUGAAGUGAAAAAAGACUUUACAGAAUUUAUCAAAAGGAUGCUGGACAAUAAUCAUGCUGAAUUAGCACCAUCACUGGAUAAAGGUAAAGAACACUGGUAUCUGCCAAUGUUUGGCGUUUACCAUCCACACAAGCCAGAUCAAAUAAGAGUUGUGUUCGAUUCCAGUGCUCAACAGGAAGGCAUUUCACUAAAUGAUGUACUGCUGAGUGGCCCAGACCUAAAUAACACACUUCUGGGUGUCCUCUUACGCUUCAGGAAGGAGCCUAUUGCCUUCACAGCUGAUGUGCAACAGAUGUUUUAUUGUUUUCUAGUCAGAGAGGACCAUCGAGACUACCUGCGUUUCCUGUGGUACAAGGAUAACGACAUAGAUAAAGAGGUAACAGAGUACAGAAUGAGAGUACAUGUUUUUGGUAAUAGCCCUUCCCCCGCUGUUGCCAUAUAUUGUAUGCGGAAAGCUGCCCAGAAAGGUGCAGAACGUUAUGGUCAAGAUGCCAAGCACUUUGUGAUGAGACAUUUCUAUGUAGAUGACGGACUUGCUUCAGCGAACACACCUGAAGGAGCAGUUAACAUUCUCAACAAAGCAAAACAAAUGCUGGCAGAGUCUAAUCUGCGACUACAUAAGAUUGCCUCUAACAGCAAACAAGUCAUGGAAGCUUUCACCGCAGAAGACAGAGCUAAAGACCUCAAAGACCUUUGCCUGGGAACAGACAUCCUUCCAUUGCAGAAAAGUCUAGGCCUAAGCUGGGAUCUAGAUAAAGACUGUUUUGUGUUUCAGGUUUCUUCAGCAGAAAAGCCAUUCACAAGAAGAGGGAUCCUAUCCACUGUUAACAGUCUCUACGACCCUCUCGGGUUUGUGGCACCAGUCACCAUAAAAGGUAAGGCCUUAGUUCGUGAACUAUCAAGUGGAGAAAGUGAGUGGGAUGCCUUACUUCCACAAGAAAGACUCCAUGAGUGGGUCCAAUGGACAGAGUCUUUACAAGCCUUACAAUGUUUACAAAUAUCCAGGUGUUAUGUACCUCUUUCAUUGUCACAGGCCUGCAAAAAAGAACUGUACAUCUUUUCAGAUGCAUCUGUUAUAGCAAUAGGUGCCGUUGCUUACUUGAAGGUAAGCGAUGUAGGAAAUGUCUGCCAUGUUGGAUUUGUUAUGGGAAAAUCCAAGCUAAGUCCUAGGCCAGCACACACAAUCCCACAUCUAGAGUUAUGUGCAGCUGUACUAGCGGUUGAACUGUAUGAGCUAGUGAGAGACGAGAUAGACCUAGACCUAGAUGCUGUGAAAUUCUUUACAGACAGUAAAACAGUCCUAGGCUAUAUCUGCAACACUACAAAGAGAUUCUUUUUAUAUGUUUCUAAUCGGGUGAACAGGAUCAGACAAACAACACGUCCAGAGCAAUGGUUCUAUGUGCCCUCAGAACAAAAUCCUGCAGAUUAUGCUACCAGGCCUACACAGAUAGCUUGCCUUCAGAACUCUAUAUGGUUUUCAGGGCCAACUUUUCUGUAUCAGACGGCUGUAGAUAGUCCUGACACCAAUGUUUACCCUUUAGUGGAGCCCGAAGCUGAUCCUGAAAUUAGGUCAGAAGUAGUAAGCUUCAGUACUAAAGCCCUUGACGCUAGACUGCAGCCACAUCGUUUUGUAAGAUUUUCGGACUGGAAGAGACUGAACAGGGUUAUAGCGAAGUUAAUCCAUGUUACCAAAAGCUUCCAAAAGAAACCUAAUGAUGAUCAACCUGGAAGUUGGAGAGUUUUCCAUGAAAGGGUUAGUUUAGAAGAACUUUCACUAGCCAAGAGAGUUAUAAUUUCUUCUGUACAGCGCACAUGUUUCAGACAAGAAUAUGACUGUAUUGAACAGCAAAAGAUGCUUCCUAAACAUAGCCGUCUUACAAAACUAAGUCCCUUUAUAGAUCAAUAUGGAUUAUUGAGAGUAGGUGGCCGUUUAUCUUAUGCCACGCUGUCAGAUGAAGAGAAACAGCCUGUCAUCAUUCCUCACUAUCACUACAUUGCUACCUUGAUCAUAAGAUAUUAUCACAGUCAGACAGUACACCAAGGACGACACAUUACUGAAGCUCAGAGGGAGAUUUGA
Messenger RNA from Hyla sarda, 5182 nucleotides. RefSeq lists its product as uncharacterized. The transcript is spliced from 3 exons. Lineage: Eukaryota; Metazoa; Chordata; Amphibia; Anura; Hylidae. The coding region runs from base 383 to 5182 and encodes 1599 amino acids. The record is from RefSeq and is a predicted model, not a curated record.